Anopheles funestus (African malaria mosquito) is the source of this 1268-nucleotide messenger RNA. RefSeq lists its product as uncharacterized. The transcript is spliced from 4 exons. Gene Ontology annotation, biological process: L-proline biosynthetic process. Lineage: Eukaryota; Metazoa; Arthropoda; Insecta; Diptera; Culicidae. Gene Ontology annotation, molecular function: pyrroline-5-carboxylate reductase activity. The coding region runs from base 313 to 1128 and encodes 271 amino acids. The record is from RefSeq and is a predicted model, not a curated record.
UUCGAGAGUGAAGUUCUGGUUGUAACGCUACCGUUAUUGAUAAGAUUCCCGUCGCCUGCCUGGUGGAACUGCCCCCGGAGAGUGUAUCUCAGUAUCAGCUCAAAGAUGCAGCCUUAUCACCAAACCAUUGGCAAUCGGCAAUCUGGUCGGUUUCGUUUCAUAACAUUGCCUUCCCAGCACUAUCAUCAUGGUCACUCUGGAUGGACGGGCGUGUUGUUGAUUUCCCUAAACUAAAUCCCAACGCUAGUUUGUCGAGUGAUUUCCGCUGAAGCACAGCACAUUGAUUUGUUAUCCGCAUCGCAGUGAACAGUAAUGAGUAAAUUGUUAAAAUUGGGUUUUCUUGGAGGUGGCAAAAUGGCCCAAGCAAUGGCAAAUGGAUUUAUUUCUGCUGGACUUACACGAGGAGAUAGCAUGACGGCAAGUUUCCAUCCAGCGGAUCAUGCUAACAUUGACGCGUUCAAAGGAUUCGGUGCCAAGACGUACGUCGAGAAUUUGCCGGUGGUGAGCGGUUCCGAGAUCAUCUUCAUUUCCGUCAAGCCCACAGUCGUCUCGAGCGUUUUGGAAGCCGUCCGACCCGCUAGUGCCGGUAAACUAUUCAUAUCGAUCGCGAUGGGCGUAACGCUGCGCGAGCUAGAAAAUUCGCUAGAGUCUACGGCUCGCGUAAUACGAGUGAUGCCAAAUACGCCCGCAUUGGUAAGGGCCGGUGCCUCCGUGUACGUCCGUGGAUCUGCUGCUACCGAUGACGAUUGCAAGGUGACGCAAGCACUCUUUCAAGCCGUGGGAACGUGCGAAGAAGUCCCGGAAACAAUGAUGGAUCCUAUCACGGCCCUGUCCGGCAGUGGACCGGCCUAUGUGUUCGUGAUGAUUGAGGCACUGGCUGACGGAGCGGUACGGAUGGGAUUGCCGCGGGAUUUAGCCUACCGAUUGGCAUCGCAGACGGUGCUCGGUUCUGGGAAGCUGGUGCGUGAAACUGGACGCCAUCCGGGACAGCUGAAGGAUGACGUUACGAGCCCGGCCGGUUCGACGGCUGCUGGUCUGUCCCAUCUGGAGCAAAGCGCCUUCCGACACGCUGUCAGCGGUGCCGUAGAAUCGGCCACUGUUCGCUGCCGUCAAAUUUCUAGCAAGUGACAUCAACAGCAUCAAUCAUCACCGUUUAUAUCCUUUGCUCUCGAUUGCGCAAUCAAGCGGGAGAGGAAACGUAAAGUGAUCCUUUAAAUACUUACUUAGUAGUUAUGUUUUGUUGUACAUUAAAAGCAAUCGCAUCUAAA